Eremothecium sinecaudum is the source of this 1269-nucleotide messenger RNA. It is a transcript of the gene POG1, whose product is annotated as Pog1p. The record is from RefSeq and is a predicted model, not a curated record. NCBI's taxonomy places the organism in Eukaryota, Fungi, Ascomycota, Saccharomycetes, Saccharomycetales, Saccharomycetaceae. Bases 1 to 1269 code for a protein of 422 amino acids. The transcript has a single exon.
AUGAAUGCGCAUAAGAAUGAUGGCGCUGUUAGUGACGAAACCACCGAAGAUGAAGAUAAUAGUCUCUUAUAUGAUGCGCCAACGGUUAGUCCAUCUGCUACAGCUACAACUGGGGUAGGUGGAGUAUCGACAUCAGAACUUUCUCAUUAUCGGUUAAAGAUCUGCAAAGAACUAGGCCUAAUUGGAGUUACUGAGGGUCAAACGAGACAGGGAAAUCAAGGAGAGGAAGAGCUAGCAAAUGAAAUAGACGACGGUAUAUUACGAAACUAUAUCGAGCUACAGCUGACCACUGAUCGCAUUAAACUGGAAAGCCUAAAAAGAGAUAAUUUGAACAAGAUCGAUGAGAUUUUGUCCAAGUUGAUCAGAUCAAAUAUCCCGAUUAGCACAUUUGAUAGGUUACUGCAAGCAUCACGAUCGAAUAACGCAGUUGAAUCUACAUUACCUAGUACUAAUUUCGGCCUAGAUAAUGCAUUUGUUCCGGGGGGUGAACAGGUGAAUGAUAAUAAGCGGAAAAGAACUGAGCCCAAGCAUCUGUCUCGCCAUCGACGUCAUAAUUCUGAGUUACAUAUGCCACAACAUCACGAGAAUGCUCAUCCUACAGUCAUCCUACCUCAGUUACAGCAGAGAUGGACAGGAAAUUCGCAGGAUAACGUGUCGCCGACGGCCACCCCUAGGUAUCCCCUUCCGGUAACGAGCCCACGGUAUACAUUUCCUACGAAUGUGCAAUCACCAUCUGGUCCAUCGCCAAGGAACAUUAUACAUUCAGCACACUCAGAAGCAUCAGCGCCCUCACAUAGGGUCACAAUUGGUCCCUCGCCUCAACUUGCCAAUCCACUGACCCAGCUACUGCACGCUGCUACACCCUUGACAGGGGUAUUUGCAAAACAGCAAUCGCAUAACGCACAACCGCAACCACAGCACGGUGACAUGUUCUCGAAUACACAAGAUGGCAUGUUCCUACCGCCAAAUACUCUUCCUUUAAAAGCACCGGCCAACAUAACAUCUUCAUCGUCUAUUACUGGUUUUAAUAGGGGUCAUAGGAGAACACAAAGUGCACAGGUUCGAGUAGUACCAGAGAUGUCUACUUUCACGGUGAAUAAGUCACCGGCAAUUGCAGAGAGGCGUGUUGAAGACAUUUCUUCUCCUGAUCAAAACCACCGCUUUCCACAAAGUAAUGCAUUAAAACGGUCGCCUACAACAUCUGGCGCUUCGACAUCUUCCAAGGUAAGUUUUUUGAUACAUACUCCAAAGCAUCCACCUAAAAGGUGA